Molecule: messenger RNA, 3360 nt
Organism: Mauremys reevesii (Reeves's turtle)
Lineage: Eukaryota; Metazoa; Chordata; Testudines; Geoemydidae
Gene: PLEKHA4
Product: pleckstrin homology domain containing A4
Exons: 21
Coding region: 20-3220 (1066 amino acids)
Source: RefSeq, a predicted model, not a curated record
GCUGGGCUGGCCGGGAGCCAUGGCCGACGGGGAACGUCCCAGGAGUAGCCUGAGUCAGGCCAGCAGCGUCCUCACCAUCUCGUCCGUCAGCCUGGGGGCUGCCAAGCCGUCGCGCUCCCUGCGGAGGGUUCACACCUUUGGGAAAAGGGAAAAUUCCAUCAAGCGGGACCCCAACGCCCCCGUCGUCAUUCGGGGCUGGCUCUGCAAACAGGACAGCUCCGGCCUGAAGCUGUGGAAGCGACGCUGGUUUGUGCUGGCUGAUUACUGCCUCUUCUACUACCGAGACAGCAGGGAGGAGGCGGUUUUGGGGAGCAUCCCGCUCCCCAGCUACGAGAUCCGGCCGCUGCCCGGGGAGGGGAAGAGCCGAAGAUUCACAUUCAAGGCCGAGCACCGGGGGAUGCGGACGUACCACUUCAGCGCGGACACCCAGGAGGACAUGAAUGGCUGGAUCCGAGCCAUGAGCCAGUCUGCUGCGGCCGAGAGUGACCCCAGCACCGUCAGGAGCCGGCCCCCCCAGCUGCUCAGCCGGCCGGUGCCCCCCCCGGCCCGUCUCUUCGAGGAGAUCCGGCCGCUCACGCCCGACCUGGGUCCCGCCAAGAGCGUCGAGUCCUUGGAAAUCGCUCGGCUCUCGGGGCCCCACUCGUCUGCGGAGAGUCUGUCUGUGACAGGCCGGGGGGUGCAGGGUGAGGGGGGGGCCCUGCCCAGCGGCCCUGCCCCGCCCCCCAGCCCGGUCAGUGGGGAAGGGCUCGGGGGGGAGCUCCAGGGCCUAAGCUCUCUCUCCUCCCGCAUCCGCAUCCAGGAGCCCUCGGCGGCCGCACGCCCCCAUCCUGGCCCCCCCAGGCCCUCCGCACCCCCCUGCCCCCCUGAGGCUGAACAGCCGCCCCUGGAGCCCCCCUGGGAGCCCGCCACAGAUGCCCCGUCCCACGUCCGCUCCUCCCAGCUCCCCCUGCUGGUCCAGGCAGGGUCCAGCCUGGCCCGGCCCCACACCCCCGUGGGGCGGGUGGAUAUCGCCCCCGGGGGGGCCGCGCGGGGCAGCAGGACCCUCCCUGGGCGCCCCCAGACCCCUGCCGACCGCUACGACGUGCGGCCCUGCGAGGAGCCCUGUGCCCGGCCCCCUGGGCGUUACCCCCACAGCCCCCACCCCAGCCACUGCCUGGCGCGGCCCGGGACCCCGGCGGAGGAAAAUCCCCCGCAGACGGCCACGCUGGGACCUGCCCUGGGGAGACAGCCCCGGAGCCGGUUCACAGACCGGGUUCACCCCUCCCUGGGGGCCGCCCCGCCCCGCGCCCGUCUCCACGGCCGAUUGAUCUCCCCACAUUCGGCCUCCUCUGGCUACCUCCACCUGCCCCCGCUGCCCCCGCUCGCCAGCCGCCCCCCAGGGAAGAGGACCUCACUGGGAGCUCCGUCCCGGACCGUGGCCCCUCUGUCCCGGGACAGGACCCUGCUGGCGCUGCCCAGGGCUGAAAGUGACACCGAUAUUCUCCUGACUAAACUCUGCGGCCAGGACAAGCUGCUUCGGGGGCUGGAGGAGGAGAUGGGGCAGCUGCGGGCUGAGAAGGAGAGGCUGGAGACGGCCCUGGAGCUGCUCCGGCACCAGCUGGAUGAAUGCCGAGUCCAGGAGCUGGCGGAGGAGAAAAUCUGGUACCAGCAGAGGCGGCUGCAGGACGAGCUGGUGCAAGUGAGAGCCCGGCUCUGCGACCUGGCGCUGGACAGCGACCGGGCUUGGGGAGAUUUCGCCGCCCUAGAAAACGAGCUGCUGACGCUGCGGGAAACGCUGGCUCAGAUCCGGCUGCUCGGGCACCCCCAGGAGCAGGGGGCCGCCCAGCAGGAGCUGUGGAUGAUCGAUGACGUCAUUGCGGGGUUGGGCGCCAGCCCUGCCCCCUACCCCGCCCUGGACCCCAGGACAAGCCCAGGCUUCUCUCUGGCUGCCUCCCCCGUUCUGGAGCAUGGGGGGGCCUCAGCCCGGAGCCACCUGCCCCUCCCGGGGCCGGACGGGGGAAGCCAGGACCACGAGCCGCCACUCAGGGCUGUGCCAGCUGGCGGCCGGGAAGAGGACCGAGCAACGAGGGGAGACGCCUGGGGCUCCCGGCCCCUCCAGAGCCCCUCUAGAAAGGGGGCCGGGUCCCCCGAGCUGGACGGAGGGCGCCCCCUGCAGGAGCUGGAUGUUGCAGCACCAGGUCUCAGCUCGCCUCCGGCCGCCCCCCACCGGCCCCAGAGCCCCAGCCCAGGCCCCCACGAGCCCCGAGAGCAGAGAACCGAGGAGCUGCCAGCCAAGGCGAUCACCAUGGACCCCCCUGGUCCCCACCGGGCCCGGAUGAGCGUCCAGGAGCAGCUGGAGCGGAUGCGCCGGCACCAGGAAGGCCAGAGGCAGCAGGAGGGGGGCAGGCCGAACCCCUGGGGCUCCCGGCAGGGCUCGCUCCGGGCCAGCGCCAGCCGGCUCCCGCUUCCGACUCACCCCCCCGACCUCGGGCCAGAGCCGACCCAGACCCACACGGAGCCACCGCUGAAGGGGGGCCAGACCGGGGGUCCCUGGGGCCAGUCUCCCCCACCCCUCGAGAGAGACCGUCACCGGGUCAUCACCCUGGCGUACGCACUAGCCACCGAGGCCUCCGAACGCAGCAAACUCAUCACAGGGAAGAACCCGCCUGAACCCCAGUUGAGGGCCAAUCCGGACCCGCCCCCAGAGCCACUGGAUGCAGUGACCAAUCAGCACAUGCUGUUUACACCCACACUCCCCCGGGGGCACCCAGAGGCCAAUCACGUCGAGGCGGAACCGUGUGGCCCAGCCAAUCGGAACACAGCAUUUAGCAGCAAUUCAGUGCAGCAGGCGGGAGCAGCCAAUCAGGCGUCGUCUGUUGCCGAGCUUUCCAAUUGGUUCUCACCCUUGCCUGAAGCAGCCAAUCAGGCAGCAUGGCUGUCAGAAGCAGCCAAUCCAGCAUCGCCCCUGUCUGAGGGGUCUCAUUGGGCACCCCCUUUGCCCACAUUGGCCAAUCAGACAUUGACCGCACACAAGGCGUCCAAUCGGGCAUCGCCUCUGCUCUGGGCCGCCCAAAAGGAACGUGGGGAUUGGGCGGCGGAGCAAAAGAUUGUGGGUAACAAGGGCGUGGCCAAUGGCGGGCGUCGGGGGCGGGCCGGGCGUGCCGUGCCCAGGCAGGUGGUGGCAUACCUGGGCAAGGGGAGCCAGCCAAUCAGGAUCACCCUACUGCAGUCCAGCUUCUAGCCCAUUGGCUGAGAGGCAGGGUCAAGUCCCACCCCCUCCGCCACGCCCCCUGGGGGGACUCUGGGGGGGUUCAGAGGUUUGGGGUCCCUGUCCCCCCCAGCCCUGCCAGUGCCCCUCACUCCCGACCCGCAGCCCCUGCU